Messenger RNA from Meloidogyne enterolobii, 753 nucleotides. NCBI's taxonomy places the organism in Eukaryota, Metazoa, Nematoda, Chromadorea, Rhabditida, Meloidogynidae. The record is from the annotation of a GenBank genome assembly.
AUGAUUGUUAAAAAAUAUAAGGAAUUGGGGCCUAUGCGAUAUGAAGAAUUGGUUGUGUUAAUAUCCUUUCUGUCGCUAAUUGCUUUGGUUCGAAAAUUUUUUUGUUAUGUGACUGAUGGAACGGCAUCAAUGCUAAUUUCCAUGUUGCUUUUUGUUUUGCCUGCAGAAAAUCCAUUUUCAUCGGCAACCGUGGACAAACUUUUAGAAAACAAAGAUGAGCCUAUUCGUACUAUAAUAACUUGGAAGUUAAUGAGGGAAAAAUUUUCUUGGUCAACCCUCUUUCUGUUGGGAGGUGGAUUUGCUAUGGCUAAUGGAGUAAAGAAAAGUGGUCUUUCUGAUUGGAUUGCUAUCAAACUGUCAGCAAUGCAAUGGAUGCCUCCUUGGGCCUUCAUCGCAUUUUCGAGUGGAAUUGUUUGCCUGUUGACUGAAUUCGCUAGCAAUACAGCUACAGCAGCUGUCUUUAUCCCUGUGGUUGCUUCUAUUGCGAUUGCUCAAGAUAUUAAUCCACUUACCUAUGUAUUGCCGGUUACUUUUGCAUCAUCCUUCUCAUUUAUGUUUCCUUCGGGCACUCCACCAAACGCUGUUGUCUUCUCUGCAAAAAUAUUGCAUGUUUCUGAUAUGAUUUUGGGUGGAUUGGUUCUGAAAAUUGGUUCAUUCAUUCUAUGCCAAGUAUUUGCUCAGACUUUUGCGCCUUUGGUUUUUGAUUUUGGUAUCUUGAAUGUCACUGUUACGGAGACGACUAUGGCUCUCUAA